CGCACUCACUGCCAAACCUGUGUUGGGUGGGUUUAUCGUUAACCUCCUGUGAGUUGUGGCUGUGGCUGUGGUUUCUUUUAUUAUCUCAUUCAAAUGCUUCCUCUGUAUUCUCUUUCACUCCACAAUAAACCACCAUUAUCCCUGCACCCAUUUUCUCUCACAAACAAACUUAAAACACACAUUUCUGAAUUGCCAGUGCCUGGGAAUGGUGUUUUCAAGAAGAAGAAAUCAAAUCCGUAUUACAAUUCUUCUUCAUCAUCUUCUUGUAUUGUUUAUGCGGCGGAGAAGGAGUCACAGCAAUUUGACGUAGACCCAGAUAAGGCCAGAGAAGCUCUUAAAAAUCUUGACCAGCAACUUCAAUCUCGCUCCCAAAGACAAGCCCGCCCUCCAAGGCAAAAGGCACCGGAUGUGAGUUUUGCAAGAGAUCAAACAGAAGAUGAAGAAGUUCAGGAAUUUUCAGGAUCUUUCUUUACAAUCACGGCUGUUGCUGUCUUUGCUUUCACUAUUUUCUAUAAUGUGUUGUUUUACAAUGUUAUAAAACCAUCCAUAGAUGGACCAGAGCAAGCUCCAACCACAAUUGUUCAACGAGAAAUCCCAAAGUAGCAGUUUUGAGCCCCUGCAGGAAAUUUAUGUUCAACAAAUAAACAGGUUCUGGUUUGAGUUUUGUAAAGGCAACUUCCUGACAGAAAUGUAGUUUAUGUAAAAACAAUUCUGAGAAAGAAAAAAAACAAACUUAUUUUAUUUCUCAUUUUA
Molecule: messenger RNA, 753 nt
Organism: Prunus persica (peach)
Lineage: Eukaryota; Viridiplantae; Streptophyta; Magnoliopsida; Rosales; Rosaceae
Exons: 2
Coding region: 94-603 (169 amino acids)
Source: RefSeq, a predicted model, not a curated record